GCGGGGGAAGGAGCGGCUUGGUUCACGUCGUCGCGCACAAACGACGCUCCGCUCGUCAGUCAGUUGCUCCAGUCGCUCGCUGAUCGUUACAGGAGCAGGUAGACAGGUCUCUCUUCGUCCACGCGAUGUCGGAAGUAUUCAAAUUGGGUGACUUAGUUUGGGCGAAAAUGAAGGGAUUCUCGCCGUGGCCCGGCCGGGUGUCAGUUCCUUCAAAGGACUUAAAGAAGCCUGCAAACACUAAAAAGGGACCAGUACAGUGUAUUUUCUUCUUUGGAACAAACAAUUAUGCGUGGAUAGAAGAAUCCCACAUUAAACCGUACCAAGAGUAUAAAGAUACUUUAGUGAAAUCUAGCAAGUCUGGUGCAUUCAAAGAUGCAGUGGAAGCCAUAGAAGAAUUUAUUGCCAAAGGAGAAGUAUUCGAAGAUGGCUUAGAUCCGGAUUCCCUCUUUGAUAGACUUAAAGAAGAGACUGUAGCUGAGAAAAAACCUGUCGUUAAAACGCCAAAACCUCGCAAGGAAGUAACAAAAAUUCCUAAGCGGUCAAGGGAGAGUGGUUCAGAUGAUCGUCGAUCUGCUAAAAAGCAGCGUAGGGAAUCAAGCACCAGCAAUAGCAAUAGAGUCGGCAGUGUCAGUCCUACACUGAAUCAUUCUACUCCGGUUAGAAAAACGGGCUCGCUUCUAAACAGACCGGCAAAUAUUAUCAGACCUGUCACGCCGCCCCUAGAUCUCGAAACGAUGUCAGAAACUCUCAAGGAGAAGAACAUUCUCCCAUCAAAUCUGAAAUUUGGUUUUCUCGGGCUUGGCAUCAUGGGUAGCGGUAUCGUGAAAAAUUUGAUCAACAGUGGUCAUAGCGUGAUCGUGUGGAAUCGGACGCAGGAAAAGUGUGCAGAUUUUGUGAAGGCUGGAGCAGAGCAAGGUUUAACACCAUCCGAUGUUGUACUGGCAGCUGAUAUCACCUUCUCCUGCGUAGCUGACCCACAAGCUGCCAAGGAUAUGGUAUUUGGCAAUUGUGGCGUACUGACAGAGAUAUCUCCCGAAAAGGGCUAUGUCGAGAUGACCGGUAUUGACGCGGAGACAUCUCAAGAUAUCGCCGAAGCAAUAAAUGGCAAGGGUGGGCGUUAUUUAGAGGCGCAGGUGCAAGGAAGUAAAACACAGGCACAGGAAGGUACCUUGGUGAUCCUUGCAGCUGGAGAUCGGUCGCUGUUUGAUGAAUGUCAAUCCUGCUUUGAGGCUAUGGGCAAGAAUAGUUUUUAUCUUGGUGAAGUCGGAAAUGCUUCCAAAAUGAACCUUGUGCUUCAACUAAUGGCUGGUGUGACUCUGGCAGCUCUGGCUGAAACUAUGGCGCUUGCAGAUCGCGCCGGUCUUCAGCAAAAGGAUGUUCUGGAAGUCUUGGAAUUGACAUCUUUGGCAUGUCCAGCGAUUCUCGACAAGGGCAAAGCAAUCAUCGAGGGCGGUUUUCCUACCCAGUUACCGCUGCGACAUAUGCAAAAGGACCUGAGAUUGUCCCUAGGUAUGAGUGAUCAACUGGAACAACCUUUACCGCUGGCUGCCGCGGCGAACGAGGUGUACAAGCAUGCUAAGCGUCUCGGAUAUGGCGAACAUGAUGCUUCGGCCGUUUAUAUCAGGGCCAGGUUCUAACGUACCUUAGGCGUCAUGUUGUCACCGAGCUUCGCUAUACCGUAUUUAUUGCGAUACCUGACGUUAUUUCCCGCCGCUAACUGAGGAAAGAGAGAAAGAGAAAGAGAGAGAAAGAGGGUGAGAACAGUAAUUGAUACUUUAACAAGAUACUCGACUUAGCGUAGGUCGACGAUUUAAAAAUACACACGUCGUUAUAUUCUAUGCGUACGUUUGCAAAAUUUUAAAAAAC
Molecule: messenger RNA, 1866 nt
Organism: Formica exsecta
Lineage: Eukaryota; Metazoa; Arthropoda; Insecta; Hymenoptera; Formicidae
Gene: Ndf
Product: putative oxidoreductase GLYR1 homolog
Exons: 10
Coding region: 126-1637 (503 amino acids)
Molecular function (GO): NADP binding; NAD binding; oxidoreductase activity, acting on the CH-OH group of donors, NAD or NADP as acceptor
Source: RefSeq, a predicted model, not a curated record